Colletotrichum scovillei is the source of this 1224-nucleotide messenger RNA. RefSeq names its product cytochrome P450. The transcript is spliced from 4 exons. Gene Ontology annotation, molecular function: heme binding; iron ion binding; monooxygenase activity. Bases 1 to 1224 code for a protein of 407 amino acids. The record is from RefSeq and is a predicted model, not a curated record. NCBI's taxonomy places the organism in Eukaryota, Fungi, Ascomycota, Sordariomycetes, Glomerellales, Glomerellaceae.
AUGGGACCGAAUAACCUUGGCUUUAUCGAAGGAAACGCCUGGAAGGACAUCUACGGCAUGCGCCGUCGCGGUCAAUUUGAGAAAGCAUACGAAUACUACCGUGAAGGACCGGAAGGACCCAUUAGCUUGCUCAACGCUGGGCCCGAGGAACACGCGAGACUACGCAAGUGGGUUUCGCCGUAUUUUUCAGAUCGUGGCAUGAAGGAGCAAGAACCGAUGAUUGGCGGUUACGUUGACUUGCUUCUCAAGCGACUUCAUGAGAACUGCGAUGAUGGUACCCGCGCGCUUGAUCUCCGCGACUGGUUUAACUUUUGCACCUUCGACAUCCUUGGCGAACUUGCUUUCUCCAGCUCUUUUGGAUGCCUCGAGUCAGCAGAAUAUCAUCCCUGGGUAAAGAUUAUUGCAUUUCAGCAGAAAGAGAUUGAGUGGAUCGGUGAGCUGAACCGACAGGGAUUGAGAUUUAUCACAGCUAUCAUCAUGAAGGUACUCGCCAAGAACAAGUUGGAAUUUAUGGGUUACACGAUUCAGAAGUUACAAAGUCGCAUUCAGUCGGGUAAACAAGCAGAUAUCAUCGAGUCCCUGCUCAAUAACAAAGAGGGAAUGGUACGUUCGACCCUUUUCUUGCCCCUACUUUUGCUCAGUACCACAGCGACGUUGCUCACGGCAACUUCGUUCCUUCUGCUAUCGAAUCCUGAAGCAUAUCAGAAAGUCGUAGAAGAGGUCAGAUCUUCAUUUUCUGAUCCGUCAGACAUUACUCUUCUAUCCGUCAACAAGCUCCCUUACAUGUUGGCCUGCCUGGACGAGGCGCUGCGUGUGUUCCCGGUAGUUCCUUCUUGGUUGCCCCGACGAGUCACGCAUGGCACGGCUAUCAUUGAUGGCAAUGUCGUGCCCGAGGGUUGCCUUGUCGGUACUUGGCAAUGGGCGAUGUAUCAUAACGAACUGAACUUUACUAAACCCUUGGAAUAUCAUCCCGAGCGUUUCCUCGGAGAUCCGAGCUUCGCGAAGGACAGGCUGGACGCAUUCCAACCUUUCAGCAUGGGCCACGCCGACUGCGUCGGUCGCAAUCUCGCAUACUCUGAGAUGCGCCUUAUCCUGGCAAGGAUUUUGUUCAGCUUCGAUCUGAAGCUAGUUGACGAGGGCAGUGACUGGAUAAAGGGUCAAAAAGUUUAUAUCGUGUGGCAAAAGCCGUCUUUAAAUGUGUAUCUCAAGCCAGUCAAGCGAUGA